Messenger RNA from Nanorana parkeri, 1660 nucleotides. RefSeq names its product LIM domain binding 2 (gene LDB2). Gene Ontology annotation, biological process: positive regulation of transcription by RNA polymerase II; negative regulation of transcription by RNA polymerase II; nervous system development. Gene Ontology annotation, cellular component: nucleus; transcription regulator complex. The transcript is spliced from 10 exons. Lineage: Eukaryota; Metazoa; Chordata; Amphibia; Anura; Dicroglossidae. The coding region runs from base 155 to 1330 and encodes 391 amino acids. Gene Ontology annotation, molecular function: LIM domain binding. The record is from RefSeq and is a predicted model, not a curated record.
UCUGUCUUGCUAUAGAGAAGCUCUAGCAGCAGUUCCCAGGCAAGCAGUGUGAUCCGUGUUUGCAUACUGCUAGUUUAUGCUGUGAAGAACGCGCAGUCCAUGUGCUCUUUAUGGAUGCUGAUGCUGCCCUGAUUCUCUGGAAGGAAGAAAGAACAUGUCCAGCUCUCAGCAUGACCCUUUUUAUUCCUCUCCCUUUGGUCCUUUUUACAGAAGACAUACUCCGUACAUGAUACAGCCAGAGUAUCGCAUAUAUGAGAUGAACAAGAGGCUGCAGUCUCGUACAGAGGAUAGUGACAAUCUUUGGUGGGAUGCCUUUACAACAGAAUUUUUUGAAGAUGAUGCAACGUUAACACUGUCAUUUUGUUUAGAAGAUGGACCAAAGAGAUACACAAUUGGAAGGACUCUCAUUCCUCGAUACUUUAGCACAGUGUUUGAAGGGGGUGUCACUGAUCUCUAUUACAUUCUCAAGCACUCCAAAGAAUCCUACCACAACUCAUCCAUCACCGUGGACUGUGAUCAAUGUACCAUGGUCACUCAGCAUGGGAAACCCAUGUUCACCAAGGUGUGCACUGAAGGCCGUCUCAUCCUGGAGUUCACAUUCGACGAUCUCAUGAGAAUAAAGACAUGGCACUUUACCAUUAGACAAUACAGAGAAUUAGUACCUCGCAGCAUUUUAGCCAUGCAUGCGCCAGACCCCCAGGUCCUGGAGCAACUUUCCAAAAACAUCACUAGAAUGGGCCUAACCAAUUUCACCCUCAACUACCUCAGGUUGUGUGUAAUACUGGAGCCAAUGCAAGAGUUAAUGUCCAGACACAAAACGUAUAACCUAAGCCCUCGGGAUUGCCUGAAAACCUGUCUAUUCCAGAAAUGGCAGCGCAUGGUAGCACCACCAGCAGAACCAACAAGACAGACAACCACCAAAAGGCGGAAAAGGAAAAACUCCACCAGCAGCACAGCAAACAACACAAACAGCACAUAUACGAAGAAGAAAAUACCAACUGCAAAAUUCAGCCUUUCACAUCAGAGUCCCCUCACAUCAAAAAAAUGCAUAGGAGAUAAGACACGGGUCAGGAGGAAUUAUCGUGGAAUACGGAACGGUUUGGAUGUGAUGGUGGUAGGAGAACCAACAUUGAUGGGAGGCGAAUUUGGAGACGAAGAUGAAAGGCUUAUCACUAGACUAGAAAACACACAAUAUGAUGCCGCUAAUGGUAUGGAUGAUGAAGAAGACUUCAACAACUCUCCUGCACUGGGAAACAAUAGCCCCUGGAACAGCAAACCACCUGUAAAUCAAGAAACCAAAUCGGAGAACCCAGCACAAGUUUCCCAAUAGGCCACCAAACUAUCCGAAAACUUGAUACUGCACAAGACAAGUGUCUACAAAUGAUGGCAUUGUUUUCUUUAGAAUAAUUAUACUAGGUUAUAGUUAUUUCAAACAAGAACUUUCUACAAAGAUACCUAUUUCUUAAAAGCCUUUGAUCCGGUAUUUUUAAGUCAUACUUGUGGAAAUUAUACAUUGUCUGGUCAAGGGAUUCUUUGCUGUUUGUGAUACGUUGUUGCAAAGCCAUGAGGUAAAACAAAUUAAGGGUCAUUUUUGAAUCAGUAAAAAAGAAGUACAGAGAGCAUGCACUUUGCAUAAAUAAGUCUUUCUGUUUCCAAAGAG